AAAAGACCAAACGAUCCAAAUUGUCACUUGAAGCAGCCUCCUUUUAUGGCUACAUCAUAUGGGCAACUGGCUUCAAAGCACCUCUGUUUCAAUCUGUGUUAGUACACGGCGGGAAACAGAUUUUUUUGCCCCGAAAACAACUUUCCCUCCCCACAAACGAUCUUCCAAUUUGUAUCUCUCGGCACAUUGCGAAACCCUAACACUCCUUAAUCUCCAUUUUCAACACCUUGGUCGUACAGAGAGGGCGAGAGAGCAAAGGGGCCAAGACUCUUGCUCUCUCUCUUCUCGCACCCGCCAUCAUUAUCCAUGGCGUUUGUUCCCCAACCCCAAGAAGCCGAAGAAGACACCAACGUCGACAUUCACACCACCCACGGCACUCCCAUUCGUUAUCUUCCUCUCGAUCAUCUUUAUUCUGCUACAUCCCCCUGUCGUGUCAGCGCCAGUGGUUCUUCCAACGUCAUGUCGAAGAAGGUCAAGGCCCGCAAGCUCAAUCUUACCCCCUUUGAGUUUGACCCUGAUCUUAAGAACUCACUUGCUAAGCCCCCUCUUCUUCACGUCUACUCUCGCCGCCAUAAGAGGCCUCGGCAUUCCACGGAGAGCUUGUCCUUUUUUGAUUCUUUGAUGCGCCAGGGUGGACCCACCUCGGAUAUUUGCAAAAUUGAUGAUUCUGGGGAGCACCGGGAGAACGACAAUUCUGAGGCUGGGACACUGAAGAAGAAGAGAAAAGCUGGAAGCGCGGAAUUGGUGAAUUUGGGGGUGGAUUUGAGCGCAUUAGGUACUCUUGACGUUCCUCGGUUGAGGGAUUGUCGUGGUCAUAAUGUUACUAAUAUCAGUGAUUGUGACUCUAGCAUGAAGAAAAAUCGUGCCCCCUUGGAAAAUUUUCCAAAGCUAUUGCCUGCAUCCCGCACCGUAAAGAGAUGGGUCAGGUUGACUUUUGAUAAUGCUGAUCCUGAGACAUUGGUUGGACUACGAUGCAAGGUUUAUUGGCCCAUGGAUUUGAAAUGGUACAUUGGUCGAGUCAGAGGUUAUGAUUCAGAAACUAAGAUACAUCAUGUCAAAUAUGAAGAUGGUGAUGAAGAAAACUUGAUUCUUUCUAAUGAGAAAAUAAGGUUUCAUGUUUCCCGUGAGGAGCUGAAGCAGUUAAACUUGAGUAGUUGUAACAUUUCUGAUUAUGAUGCGGAAGAGCUGCUUGCCUUGGCUGCUAGUUUAGACAACUGUCAAGAGUUUGAACCUGGUGAAGUUGUAUGGGCCAAGCUAACAGGCCAUGCAAUGUGGCCAGCUCUUGUUAUGGAUGAAUCGCUUGCUGGGAAUUGUAAAGGUUUAAAAUUGUUUUCGGGUGGAAGAUCCGUUCCUGUGCAAUUUUUUGGCACACACGACUUUGCAAGGGUUAGACUGCAGCAGGUGAAAUCAUUUCUCACUGGGCUUCUUUCUCGUCUACACUUGAAGUGCAAGAAACCUCAUUUUUUUGAGGGACUAGAAGAGGCAAAAAUCUAUUUAAGCAAACAGAAGCUUCCUUCUGAAAUGCUGCGCUCACAGAAAAGAUGCAAGGCUGAUGACUGCAAAAAUGUGCAUGGAGAGGACGAAGGAUGUACAGAUUCAGGUGAAGAUUGUUUAGACGAUGGAUGGGCCCAGACAGCAUUGAAAAACAUUGAAACUUCUCCUUAUGUAGUAGGAGACUUGAAAAUUUUAAGCCUGGGAAGAAUUGUGCACGAUUCUGCUAGUUUUCGAGAUGGAAGUAUAAUCUGGCCAGAGGGCUACAUGGCAGUGAGGGAGUUUACUUCAAUCACUGACCCAAAAGUUUGCACAUCAUAUAAGAUGGAGGUGUUGAGAGAUCCUGAGUCAAAGGUUCGACCGCUUUUUAGGGUGACACUGGAUGGUGGAGAGCAGUUCAAUGGUCCCACAGCAUCAGCUUGCUGGAAUAAAAUAUACAAACGGAUAAAAAAAUUGGAAAAGGGUGCUUCUGAUGUUUCCUCUGCAGAUGGUAGGCUUGUUAGGGACUAUAAAUCAGGAGCUGAUAUGUUUGGUUUUUCGAAUCCUAAAGUUGCUAAACUUAUACAGGGAUUAUAUAAAUGCAGCACCUCUUCCAGAAACUUAAUGUGCAAGAUAGGUUCUGGUAGAUAUGGUGAUCUGCCUGUUGGUUAUAGACAGGUUCAUAUUGAUUGGUUUGACCUUGAUAAGUGCAAUGUGUGUCACAUGGAUGAGGAAUACGAGAACAAUCUGUUUCUGCAGUGUGACAAAUGCAGAAUGAUGGUCCAUGCCAGAUGUUAUGGAGAAAUAGAACCUUCUAAUGGAGUGCUAUGGUUGUGUAACCUAUGUCGUUCUGGUGCUCCCUCCCCCCCACCACCUUGCUGCUUAUGUCCACUGAUAGGAGGUGCAAUGAAGCCUACAACAGAUGGUCGAUGGGCUCAUUUGGCAUGUGCCAUGUGGAUACCUGAAACUUGCUUAGCUGAUGUCAAGCGGAUGGAGCCUAUUGAUGGGAUAAGUAGAAUCAGCAAGGACCGCUGGAAAUUGUUAUGCAGCAUUUGUGGGGUGCCUUAUGGUGCUUGCAUCCAGUGUUCAAAUAAUUCUUGUAGAGUGGCAUAUCAUCCGCUUUGUGCACGGGCGGCUGGUCUCUGUGUUGAGCUUGAGAAUGAGGACAGGCUCUAUCUACUUUCUGUUGAUGAUGAUGAAGAUCAGUGCAUUCGCUUGCUCUCUUUCUGCAAGAAACAUAGGCAUCCAUCAAAUGAUCAUUCUAUUGCUGAUGAACGCAUUGGGCGAGUUACCAGUCAAUGUUCAGAAUAUAAACCGCCACCCAACCCAUCUGGUUGUGCUCGCAGUGAACCAUACAAUAACUUUGGCAGGAGAGGGCGAAAAGAACCCGAAGCGCUUGCAGCAGCAUCCUUGAAACGCUUGUUUGUAGAAAAUCAAUCUUAUUUGGUUGGUGGACAUUGCCAGCAUGGGGUGUCGGACAAUGUAGAUCCAUCUGGAAGAGGGGUUUGCUCUAAAUUCUUUUGCAGCCAACAAAGGCUGAAGACCUCUCUGGUUGAUGCUUCAAAUGGCAUACUUUCUAUUGCUGAGAAAUAUAAAUACAUGAGGGAAACCUUUAGGAAAAGGCUAGCAUUUGGGAAAUCAAGAAUUCAUGGAUUUGGCAUCUUUGCAAAGCAUCCAUAUAAAGGCGGGGACAUGGUGAUUGAAUACACUGGUGAACUUGUUAGGCCUUCCAUAGCUGACCGGAGAGAGCAUUUUAUAUAUAAUUCUAUGGUGGGUGCAGGAACAUACAUGUUUCGGAUUGAUGAUGAACGAGUCAUCGAUGCUACCAGAGCAGGAAGCAUUGCUCAUUUGAUUAAUCAUUCUUGUGCACCAAAUUGCUACUCAAGAGUUAUCAGUGUCAACGGUGACGAGCAUAUAAUAAUCUUUGCAAAGCGGGACAUUAAACAAUGGGAGGAGCUCACAUAUGAUUAUAGGUUUUUUUCAAUUGAUGAACGAUUAGCCUGUUAUUGUGGCUUCCCAAGAUGCCGAGGUGUUGUAAAUGAUACAGAGGCAGAAGAGCGAGCUGCAAAGCUAUAUGUACCGCGGAGUGAAUUAAUAGAUUGGGGAGGAGAAUAAGCUUUACGGUAUCAUAGCUGUCGCACAGUAAUCAAUGUACUCUCUGCCGACAUUAUCGACCCCACAAAGCCUGGGCAAUCAAGGGCUCUUUUCUUCCAUGACGACGAUGACAGAUUCUUUCCCUCAGAUAGUGAUAGGGCAUAAACUUAAGGAGAGCCAUUAUCACUACUGGCGCCAGAGAAUGCUCCUAUUCAUUAGAGGGAGAAGAAAAGGAAAGUGCCUCACAGGAGAGGCUAUUUGGUCCAAGGAAUGAGACAGAGAUGGCUGAAAAUAACAUGAUCAUGUCAUGGUUGGCCAUUUCCAUGACUUUGGAGAUAAGCUUGCCAAGACAACCAGCGGCCAGGUUGACGUUCUCCUCUAUAGAAAACAUCCCUUUAUUCCAACUAAAGAGCGUGAACUCAAGCAAUUUGACACGACUUGAUGUGAAGCUAUGGGAGCAAAUUGACAUGUUUUGACACAUCAAUGGGUUUCUAGCACUGACCUAAUGGAUUACAAGCAGAUUGUGGAUAGAGGGAGAGGACUUAUGGGUUCCUUUUAGGUCUAAACUCAAUGUUUGAUGAGGUAAAGGGGAAAAUCAUGGGGACUUGUCCAUUAUCUUCCUGGCAUGAAGCUUUCGACUUUGUUUAGUGGGAGGAAAGUAGAAAGCAAUGAACAUAAGGAGUGUCAUCUAAUCUUAAUCCUAAUCUAGAAUCAGUAGCCUUGGUGUUAAGAGGAGGACAAUGUCAAAUCGAAGAGGAAACAAGCAAGCUAAAUGCAAAUGGUGUGAUCGUUGUAACAAAAAUGGACACAUCAAUGAGGUAUGCUAGAAGCUCCACGGAAAGUUACCAAUUUUGAAGACAAAGCUGAGGCCAGCAGGCAGAGGGUAUGCUGCAGAAAAGGAAGGAAAAUCUGACAUUGAUUUAGGGAAACUAAGCAAGACGUGGAGAUCCUGAGGAGGCUUCUUGGGAGACAUAUUUAGCUAGGUCCCCACCCUAAAAGCAAAGUAUCAGCGGAAAUUUGACAGAAAUAGGUAAUUCUUCUGCUUCUCUCAGUGCCAAGAUUAUCCUAAUAAACACUUGGAUGGUAGAUUCAAAUGCAACGGAUCAUAUGAUUGGUAAUGUAUCUCUUCUCAAAGAUAUUAAUGAAACACUCACUAAGGUACAAGGAAUUGGUACUCUAUGCAUCUCAUAUGUCUCAUGAGCCGUUUCUCUCAAGUAUCAACAAAUUACAAAGAUUUUGGCAAUAGAGAGGAGGCUUAGGUUCGCCGGAAUUGUACAAUCUUCCUACAUUGCUUGGGGUUUUGAUAUUGUAGAAUGCUUCUUUUAAAAAGGUUGCCUUAAAUGCAGGUAUGAGGAGUUAAGCAUCUUUGUUCUCUUGAUUGUGCUGUGUCCUUUGAUUCCUUCGAAGAUAUCUCAUCCUCCUUGCAACGUUUUGUCUUUCUAAUUAAUGUCCUUCUCAGGCUGAAAUUUAGGGCUUAUGGUAUACUAUGGAAUUGGUUUGUUGUGACUGCUUUUAAUCUAACCAUUGGUUUUCUUUCUUGGGUUCGAGUGAUCACAAGUUAUAUAUGAACUAUGUUACGAGGCUGGAUGCGAGAUGGGCUCUGAUAAUAUUAGAUAUGCAAAAGCCAAUGGAUGACAUGGUCAUGGUGAUGCGAGGAACUUAACAUGUGGAUUAUUUGCAUUUCAAGGAGAUUGACUUAAGUUGGAGAGACAGGUUGAGGGUGUGGGACUAACAUGUAAUAAGCAGUUUCUAGUUUUGAAACAUGUGAAUCUUUCUGUAGAACUACUCUGCUGAAUAGUGCUGUAAUGGAAUGAAGGAUCCAUUCUAAUGAAUAUUGAUGAAUAUUCAUAUAGUCCUAAGUUGUGCAAUAAAUAUUUGUCAUUUUA
Molecule: messenger RNA, 5450 nt
Organism: Neltuma alba
Lineage: Eukaryota; Viridiplantae; Streptophyta; Magnoliopsida; Fabales; Fabaceae
Product: histone-lysine N-methyltransferase ATX2
Exons: 25
Coding region: 307-3585 (1092 amino acids)
Biological process (GO): regulation of transcription by RNA polymerase II
Cellular component (GO): chromatin; nucleus
Molecular function (GO): protein binding
Source: RefSeq, a predicted model, not a curated record